This is a messenger RNA of Synchytrium microbalum, 678 nucleotides long. RefSeq lists its product as uncharacterized. Lineage: Eukaryota; Fungi; Chytridiomycota; Chytridiomycetes; Synchytriales; Synchytriaceae. The transcript has 2 exons. The record is from RefSeq and is a predicted model, not a curated record. The coding region runs from base 1 to 678 and encodes 225 amino acids.
AUGGCUUCAGCUAGCAGCAAUACCGACGAUACAUUCGAUGUAGAGACCUUUCUCAGGACGGAAGCUACCAAGUUUCAUCAAGACUUGGAAAUUGACAGGAUACUCAAUUGUGUCAAGCACAAUGCCGUCGAAGUCCUCGAACUCCCACCCCAAGUCUGGAUAUCCGGCAUAAUAGACCCGAAACAAGUAAAACUCCAAUACCGUAAAAAAUCCCUCCUCACACAUCCUGACAAGUCAGCAAACCCCAAAGCUUCCGAAGCAUUCGAAAUCCUCAAAAAAUCAGAAUCAACACUCACAAACGAUAAAGAACAGACGUCUGGCCUGCUUGAGAUGAUUAAGGAUGCUAGGAAUAGUGUGUUUAAGCAGCUUAAGAUUGCCUCGGCUAGUGAGGCACGAGCUACUGCAUCAGAGACGAUCGUCGCUAUCAGGAUGGAGGUUAGGCGGAUGAUUAGGGAUGUGGAGAGUCGAGAGAUUGUCAAGAAUAGGAAUGAGGUCGAGAGGAAGAAGCAGGAGGAGGAUCGGUUAGCAGAGACCAAGAAACGGAAAGCGGAAUUGGAUAAGGCUUGGGAAGAGACUAGAGAGGACCGGGUGGGGUCUUGGAGAGAUUUCAAAAAGGCUGGACCGAAAAAGAAGACGAAAAAGGAGGAUGAUGUCGUGCCUAAGAUGUUUAAGAAAUAG